AUGGGGAAUUCAUUAAUCGGAUCAAGAUCACAAUUCAGACGGCACCGAGAAGAUGCCGCAGUUCAGGGGAACCCUAUAAUACGAUGUGAAUACGUGGGUGAACCAGUUCAACAACGAGGUGACUCAGUCAGCAAACACAUUAGAAGGCCAAGAGAUUUAAACCGACUAUCUCCUGAGGAUACUAGUCGCAACUUUGCUUUUUCGGUAAGACAUAAAGAAAAUCGACAUCGUGACGAAUCACAGUCCCAAAUUGAUGCCAUCACAGCAGCACCUGAGUCUGUGUCAACUCUUUCCACUGAGCAACAGAAUCCCAUUCCUCUAAUAACCGUAACACGAUACGGUGACCACGACAGAGAACUUGCUUCAAAGGCGGAAGAAUGCGAGCUCAGUACAUUAACGGCCUCCCAGCCAUGCCCUUCUCGGGAUCAGCCAGGUCUUACAGGAGUCCCUCGCCACAGGCCUUUUCAACGUGUUCCACAAAACUCUCCAUACAGAAUCAUGCCUCGCGCGCCCAGGAGGGCCAUAUCUGGAUCACCAGGCAAUAAAAGAAGUGCUGACUCGAAACCUGGCAAUUCUCACAGAGUUCCACGUACAGACCGUGGCACACAGAAACUCAGACAACAGCCGGUCAAUAAUCAAGUCCCAGUCGGACAGGAGACAAAAAUGUCGCAAUCCGCACAAUGCAAGAUGAUCCGGAGGCAGUACGAAGCACUUGCUGGCCCAACCGCAUGCACGCGAUCUAGCUCAGCAGCUCCGUUAGCCCGAGUUUCGACGCCGUUGACUUCUCGAAGAAGAUCCUCUUCAAGGGAUUUCAUCAAGAGGGCGCCAAGGCUUCCGCAAUCGAAACUGGAGUACACCUUUUACAUCAGAGACACAGACGAACAACGCAAACCUUUCGACGAUAAUACAGCCGAUGCAAUUGCACGAGGAUGUGAGUGUUCUAUAGAAUUAAUUGCUCUUGGGAAGGGCUGCCCACCGGUUUUUCAUAAGGGACUUCAAGUAUGCCCAGUUACCAUCACAACGUCAAACAUGGCCAAUUUGAGAAAGUGUUUGGCUAGGCUAGACGCCUACUAUCCCGAAUUUAAUGCCAAAGCCUUCCUACCACAUUGA
This is a messenger RNA of Mesocestoides corti, 1110 nucleotides long. Lineage: Eukaryota; Metazoa; Platyhelminthes; Cestoda; Cyclophyllidea; Mesocestoididae. The record is from the annotation of a GenBank genome assembly.